UGGAUUUUUGUCUGUUUUUGAGUGUGUUGAAUGUGUGUGUGUGUGUACUCAACUAGUUGUGGUUGCAGGGGUCGAGUCACUGGCCCCGCCUCUUCACUGGCCGCUUCUAGGUCACUCUUCCUGCUCCAUGAGCUUUAUCGUACCUGUUCUUAAAGUGGCAAUGUCGUCGACCAGCAGUUUAAAUAAACGAUGGCAGUGUCGUCUGACCAACACAAGGGAACGUAUAGCACAUCUGAAGGACUCGGGCCAUCUGACUGACCUAUCUGUUGCCUUCUCUGGGCACGAGAGAGUAGUGCAGACUCAUCGGUUUUUGCUGGCGGCGAGUUCUCCUGUGUUCGAGGCGAUGUUGUGUGGACCCAUGGCUGCGGAAGGCACACUAACCCUCUCAGAUGACCUUCCUGAAGCAUUUGACUGGUUGUUGGAGUACAUUUAUUGCGAGAAGGUCAUCCUACCUGAUGUAGAGAUGGCCAUACAUGUGUAUAUCAUGGCACACAAGUAUCAAAUGGAUGCAGUUUGUGACAUAUGCUCUAAGUACCUAAUUAAUGAAGUUGACGAAGGGACUUUUCCUUUUGUGUAUGAAACUGCUAUCGUGCUAGAGGAUCAGAACCUACUCCAGAGAUGUGAUGAGGUGCUGGCGACGUCUUCUGAGGCAGUGUUGGCAUCGAGGAACAUCGGUCAUCUAAGGUCGUCAACACUGAAGAGACUCGUCAGUCACCCCAUGCUUAAUGUGUCUUCGGAAGGACAAGUGGUCUCUGCCCUCGUGACUUGGGGCUUAGCGCAGUUAACUAGAAGCGAGGAAACUAGUUCAGUGGAGCCUCCAGAGGCGGAACCUGGAAGUGAUGGUAAGGCAGUAAGUGAGGAGGGAGUAGCAGCCGAGGUCUCUGAUAACCCUCAGGGAAGAAAGAAAUGUUUAGGAGAGGAAUCUCUCUUGCCGAAGCUGCGUCAGGUAGUGAGGGAGUUCCUUCCCCUGGUGAGGUUCCUUUCAAUGACCUCUAAAGAUUUUAUAAAGGAUGUGUUGCCCUCUGGUGUUAUUUCUGAAGCUGAAGGGGUGGCUAUUCUGCAGUGGCUUGAAGGUGCAUUUUCCAUUCCUCUGCCAAACUUUGUAGGGUAUCUUGCAACAAAACCACGGAAAGUUUUAUCAACAUCUGUCCUCUUUAAUGAUCACAAAUUGGCAAAAGACCCUGAUCUUUUGCUGUAUAUUACGACAAAAUAACCUGUCAAAUAUUUGACACGUUUAAAACAUCAGAACCAAUAUUUUUAAUGAAGAUUUCUUCUCCGUGUAUUUCAAGCCUUGAUGAUGGUUUUAUAAAUGUGAAGAAUUCCAAGAAAGAGGUAAUCGGCAAGGGGUCAUGGAGAGGUCUUGUUUGCCAGUUUAAGCGACCGGUUCAACUCGACCCAAGUGAGACCUAUACCAUCAUUAUAUCGGUUUCACAUGUUUGGCUGUUAAGCAAUGAGACACUAGUUAAAAAUCAACAUGAAGGUCUGAUAUUUACAGGCAAAGCUUUCCUUUACAAUACAAAAAUACAUUAUUUUUUAGUAAAUGACAGUGAAAAAACAAUCACGAAUACAAGCUGUACAGGAACGUCCUCCACUCUGACCAGCAAAUUUUGAUCAGUCAUGAAGGUCUCUUCACUAAAUUCAAUUUUAAUAAAAACAUACAAUGGGAUCAAGUAAACCAUGUCCUGAAUGCAACAAGCUGGGAAGAUAUCCUAAACAACACGGAUCCGAACAUUUGCCUAGAAAAAAUGAACUCUGUGGUUCUUGAGAUCUGCUCAAGACACAUUCCAUAAAAAAAAGAGAAGAUGUAAACUAGAAAGAGAGAGACGCUCCCUAUACAGAUGAAGGCGAAGAGUCAUGGAGCUGCUGAGUGGGGCCAAUAUAUCUGAAAUACGAAGGGAGGAACUGGUCAAUGAAAUUGCAAAUAUCAAAUUUAAGCUGAAGGAAUCUUUCAGGAGACAAAACUCACAGGAAGAACUAAAAGUCAUAAAGGAAAUUGAAAAAAACAAACAAAAUACUUCUUCUCUUAUGCCAAAUCUAAGGGAAAAACAGCAUCCAGUAUUGGUCCCCUGCUUAGGCGUGAUGGGACAUACACAGAUGACAGCAAAGAAAUGAGUGAGAUAUUAAAGUCCCAAUACGGCUCAGUGUUCAGCGAGGCGCAACCCAGACUAAGGGUCGACAAUCCAAAUGAAUUCUUUAUGAACGAAACCCAAAAUUUGGUUAUCUCAAAAAUCUCGGAUAUUAUCCUAACUCCACAAGACUUUGAAAAGGCAAUAAAUGACAUGCCCAUGCACUCUGCCCCAGGCCCAGAUUCAUGGAACUCCGUGUUCAUCAAGAAUUGCAAGAAGCCCCUAUCGUGUACCUUCAGCAUUUUAUGGAGAGGGAGCAUGGACGCAGGGGUCAUCCUACACACAGUAAAAACAACAGAAAUAGCCCCACUCCACAAAGGUGUGGAUCUAAACAGGAAUCUUCUAGCAAGGCUGCAUCUGCUCUUGUUGCCGCCUUCCUACUUAAGAACGAUAACAAACUUGUUGAACUAGGCAUAAGAAUUAACAACUGGGUCGUCUACACUGCAAAUUGAAUUGUUUGCAAUCCUAAUGGCGCUAAAGCUAACUUACGACACUGAGCUUGACUCUAUCAUCAUUACUGAUUCUAUGUCAUCAUUGAAGGCUCUUGACUCAUAUAAUGACUCCAACAACAUGCUCAUUGGAGAAGCCAGGUAUAGAUAAUCAGAAAUCCGGGACAAAGGAAUUAAUGUACAAUUGCUAUGGAUCCCAUCACACAUUGGAUUACUCCUUCAUGAUAAAGUUGAUGUGUUAGCCAAGAAGAGUAACCAGAAGGAGAAUGUACAAUAUAACUUUGGUAUAUCUGUGUCUAGCAUUAGGAAUAAUAUUAGGAGAUAAGUAAAUAAUGGAAAUGAGUGUUAUAGAAAUGCAGUUAGAAGCCUGAGUAGAUCUAUAACCCACUAUGAUAACAUGAACGUAGAUAAAUAUGUUUAUGGAGCAACGUGCAAUUUGAACAAACUGACUGAUGUUGUAGUGGCCAGGCUUAGGCUUGGUUACAAGUACUUCUGGCAGUUUGGGAGACACACAGAUGAUGAUCAAACUAAAUGUAAAUUAUGUGAUCAGGCAUAUGGUCACUGUCUUGAACACUAUGUGCUUAAUUGUCCACUUAUUGAGGAAUACAGAGACAGACAGUAUAAUAACCUAUGUGACAUGUCAAGAUAUCUUAUUAAUGAAAAUAAGAUGCCAGAUAUACUAAGCAAAUUUCCUAAAUUUGCUUGUAACAGAUAAGUGAACUGCAGAUAUGUAGAUAUAAAUCCAUAUUUACACCUGUUAACCCUUUUGGGGCCUAGUUCCUAGGCCUUUUGUGUAUCCAUAUGCUCUUGAACUACCGUCCACAGGAUGGAUAUGGGAUGCACAAUAAACUAGCCACUUCGGUGGCAAAAUCUAAAAAAUCCACAAAGGUGGCAGUAAAGCAAUUGCAAAGAGCUACAGACCGAUAGCGCUAACAUCCCAUAUCAUAAAAAUCUAAGAAGUAAGAUCGCCAAC
This is a messenger RNA of Cherax quadricarinatus, 3548 nucleotides long. Its product is annotated as BTB/POZ domain-containing protein 6-like. Gene Ontology annotation, cellular component: cytosol. The record is from RefSeq and is a predicted model, not a curated record. Gene Ontology annotation, biological process: neurogenesis. Gene Ontology annotation, molecular function: protein binding. NCBI's taxonomy places the organism in Eukaryota, Metazoa, Arthropoda, Malacostraca, Decapoda, Parastacidae.